This is a messenger RNA of Trichogramma pretiosum, 4828 nucleotides long. Its product is annotated as protein trachealess. The transcript is spliced from 12 exons. NCBI's taxonomy places the organism in Eukaryota, Metazoa, Arthropoda, Insecta, Hymenoptera, Trichogrammatidae. Gene Ontology annotation, biological process: regulation of transcription by RNA polymerase II. The record is from RefSeq and is a predicted model, not a curated record. Bases 307 to 3009 code for a protein of 900 amino acids. Gene Ontology annotation, molecular function: RNA polymerase II transcription regulatory region sequence-specific DNA binding; protein dimerization activity; DNA-binding transcription factor activity, RNA polymerase II-specific.
CGCGCGACAUCGUAGAGCUGCAACGGCCGUCUUCGAACGUUGCUCGCGCGACUCGAUAUUCGAACGCGACGUUUUAUCGAGAAUUCGAGUUUUGCCUUUUCUCUUUAUCGAUACGACUGGAUAUAAUAUAUUAUAUUAAAAAUUCGUUUAUACUUUUUGUAUGUGUGAACAGUAAAAUAGUGUUUUUGUAAAGCAGUGUUUUAUUCGAACGACCAGUGCACACGAUCGUUUCGUAACGUCCCCUCGUAUACUACGAAGUACUCGUACAUACGUCUGUGUGAAGUUCUACCUGCAGCCGGACAAAGGAUGGCCAAGUUGUACGGCAGCAUCAAAACACACGCAUACGUUAUACUCGAAUUAAGGAAAGAGAAGAGCAGGGAUGCAGCGAGGUCACGUCGUGGAAAAGAAAACUUCGAGUUCUACGAGCUAGCAAAAAUGCUGCCUUUGCCCGCAGCUAUAACGUCACAACUGGACAAAGCUUCUAUAAUUAGGUUAACAAUUUCUUACCUCAAAUUACGCGACUUCUCGGGUCACGGCGAUCCACCAUGGAGUCGAGAUACACCGCCACCCAACAAAUCAGUUAAAGGUGCGAAUCGAGUCAGGUCACCUGCGUCGAUAGCAGUUGACAUGUUUGAACAACACCAAGGUACCCACAUACUGCAGUCCUUGGACGGAUUUGCAAUGGCUGUGGCUGCUGAUGGAAGGUUUCUAUAUAUUUCUGAGACUGUAUCAAUUUACCUCGGCCUUUCUCAGGUAGAAAUGACGGGAUCGAGCAUAUUCGACUACGUUCAUCAGCACGACCACUCGGAGGUGGCCGAUCAACUGGGCCUCGGCCUGACGAGCUCGUCCUCGUCGUCGGGGCAGCACUCGUCGAGCUCGGGUCUCGCCUCGCCAGGCAGCGGAGCUUCCGAAGAUCACGGUUCGUCAACUGCGAAUCCCGAUGUGUCGUCGGUGAUGUCUCUCACGGCGAGUGGCUCGUUCAAGGGCUACGAUCGAGCUUUUUGCGUGCGCAUGAAGUCGACCCUGACCAAGCGAGGAUGCCACUUCAAAUCGUCCGGCUAUCGGGUUGUCCUAUUCCUCUGUCGUUUGAGGCCGCAAUACACAUUUAGUCACUCGAGGAAAUCGGCGCCACCGUUGAUGGGUAUGGUCGGACUGGCGAUUGCGCUUCCGCCGCCGAGCGUACAUGAAAUAAGGCUAGAGACGGACAUGUUUGUCACGCGCAUCAAUUUUGACUUCCGGAUAGCGCAUUGCGAGCCCAAAGUUUCCGAAUUGUUGGAUUAUACAGCGGAUGAGCUGACCGGGAAAAACCUGUACACGCUCUGCCACGGCGAGGACGCCAAUCGACUUCGAAAAGCUCACAUGGAUCUGAUCCACAAAGGUCAAAUUCUGACGCAUUACUACCGAUUAAUGAACAAAAGCGGAGGCUACACGUGGAUGCAGACUUGCGCAACCGUCGUCUGUAACUCGAAAAACGCCGACGAGCAAAAUAUCAUUUGCGUCAACUACGUUAUCAGCGGUCGAGAGUACGCCAACUUGAUAAUGGACUGCUGCCAACUCGAGGACUCUGGUGUGACAGGUGUCAAGCGAGAGGAUACCGCCGGCAACGAUCCCGAAAACGGCUCGCCCGAUGCUGAUAGAGGAGAAGGUCGGAGCAGUGGGGGCCCAGCGAAUCAGCAUUCGGAGCACUCGCAUCGAUCGCCGCACAAUGAGCACGACGAGGUACGAGGCACGGAAACGGAUAUUUCUAAUCGCGGAGGAUUGCGCCACGACAACGUGGUGGCCCAGUUGCAGUCGCACACGGAGAGCCGCGGAAAAAUGAGGCGCAGAAACAAGCGGAAAAUCGCGGCGGUCGAGGAGAGCAGCUCGAGCGAGGACGACGACGACGAGGAAGAUUCAGGCCUGAAAACGAGCUCGGCAGUCACGGCCAACGGUCGGAGUCACGCGCUCAGUCCCGCGUCGUCGAUUCACUCGGUGCCGACGAGCGAGCAGCUCCUCAGGACGAACAGCCCGAAAGUCCGACGCACAGAGGAUCUCGGUGAUACUCAUCACGGGCCGUCAAGCGUCGCUACCGGGGCGACCUCGGUGAAGGAUCUCGAACAGGCGAUGUCGAAGCACCUGCCCGGCGCACCGGGACUCAAUAAGGCCGAGUCGCCGAUAGCUCUACACCAACCCACUGACUUUAGCACCGACGCACUCUUGAAACAGCAGCAGCAAAAGUCGACGAUUCAAUGGAUCGGGGCGCAUCACCACUUGGGCCAUCUCAGUCCGCAACAAUCGGGUCUGCCGUCCUCGGCCCUGUUGCGACAGCUCUACGCCAACCGGGAGAGCGUCAUCCGGGCUAAUGUGCACGGCACGGGCACCGUCGGCUCGCGAGCCCCAUCGGCCGGUGGCUACUACGACAAUCCACAAGCUGGUGGUCCGUUGCCGACGCCGCCCGGUUCCGAAGGCUCGUCCGGAUACGGCGAGCACCAGUUCGCGGUUUUGGCAGCGGCAGCGGCUGCGCAGAAGGGCUCGGCAGGCGAUGGUUUCGCUGGUCUCACGGCCUCUUAUCCGCCAACACCCGGGGCCUACGGACUGGACUACCACUCGGCGGCCAUGACGCCUCCGUCCUCGGUGUCCCCGCGCGACAAGCAUCAACAGCAACAGCAGCAGCUUCAAUCGCAGCACCAGUCGCAGCAUCAGUCUCAGCAGCAACAGCAGCAGUCGCAACAGCAGCAGCAUCAGCAGCAGCAACAACAGCAACAGCAGCAGCAACUCGUCAACAACUACGAGGCUGCGGCUGUCUAUGGUGAGCAGGUUUUGCGUCAUCAGUACGAGCCUGCUCAGCCACUGCCGCUGAAACCUCAAGUCUAUUCGGCCAUGCAUCCCAGCGCCUUAGACGCCUAUGCCACGAGCCUGAGUGGAGAGCAACCUCAGUUUUAUCAUCAUCCAAGUGCACCGGGUGGCUUUCAUCUAUAUCACCCUAGCAAUAAAGCUACCGCCAACGCUUGGUACGGAUCCGCUUCCUAGUAACUCGGUCGUAUACGAGCUCUCUUUUCAACCCGUACUUAAGUUUUUCCACGAAGAAUUGCUCUAUUGCCUAGUUUUAGGCUCAAGCCAAAGUUAUUAUCAAUUGAAUUGCAAAUUACUUCACACGAAAAGUAUUUUCGAAUGCAAAUCAAUCUGUAAAAAACCGAUACAAGGAUUACUUGAACUCAAAGAACUAUUAGGUACAUGCAGAUUUGCACUAAAGCUGCAUUGUUUGCUUUUCAAGAUAGUUACGCUGUAUUUAAAGCGUCUAAAAUGUUAGGUUUUCGGAAAUAAUUAUCACACGAUUUUAUAGCUCGAGACAAAUGUCUGAAAAUUUAAGUUGAAUCUCGAAUUUGGUUUUGGGACAAUCGUGCAUUAUUUAUAUAGUAUUCGCCCUAAUUUUAUUCAUCAAUGUUAAAGUAACAUUAACUCAUGACUGAAAUAGCGUAAAAAGAUGCAUUUUUUAAAUAUUUCUAGUGCCAAGAGUACUUAGAUAUUAUUAACGAAUUUUGGCAUAUUCUCUGGCAAGUUUGAUUUAACAAUGAGGUAUACGUUAUUUAUGAAGAACAGUAUGGUUUUUCAUGUUGUUUAUAGAUGUGAAAAGAAAUUUUUUUAAAUGUUUUGAAAGUGAUCUAAAUUUUACAUUUUAUUUUAGUUGAAUUUGUUAUGAAACAAAUUGAAAAGUAUGUUUCAUGGUAUGUUUAAUGACCAGAAAUAUUUGUCAACUUCGUCGUUCCCACUUAAUCGUAUGAAUUAGUGAAUGUGUGGGAAUACUAAUAUUUGCUUGUUAUCAAAGCAAAGUAAAAAUGUAUGGUGCAAUAAAAUAAAAUACAACAAAACCAAGAAUAAUAUAUCUUGAGAUAACUUGUGAUUGUAUUUACGAUAAAUUGUGUGGUAUUGUAACAUUUUACAUUACGAAUUAUUAGUCGAUCUAAUGUACCUUAUCUGCUAUAUUAGGUAUAUAGUAACUUAUAUAUAGUAGAGUAUCCGGAAAAGCAGAUUAAAGGGUCAAACAUUGAACGUGUUCUGAAAGUCGUGAAAAAACAACUUUCAUAUACAUACUGUAAGUAAGUAAUAUAUUUAAUGAGUAAAAAAUAUAUAACCUUAAAGACUUUUGUUUCCUUUCUGGUAAAUUUUUUAAGUGUAAUUAUGAAUUAAUAUGAAGUAAUUUGUAAAGAGUGACUUUUAACAAAUGAUUAUUGUGACGACAGAGAGAAGUAAAACGUGUGAUAUAAAGAAGAUGAAAAAAACAAAAUAUGCCCAUUAUAUUAUGGUAUAUACGAUGUAUAAUUAAAUGGAAAAAAUUGCACGAACUGGAUGAAUGUGUGUACGUUAUAAACAUAAAAAAGACUAGAAAAACUAAUACAUACUAUAUAUAUUAUGAAUUUUCAUUAAAUUAAGCGCUAUACGUGUUAUAUUUUUUGUUGAUUUAGCUAUGUACAGAUUUACUUUACGAAUGUUAACUUUAUAAGAAUUGCAAGGCAAAAUAUAAAAAUAAUGUCGUUUUUAGUAUGAAAAUAAAACUGAGAUCUGUUUUACCUUACGGAUACUCAUCGAAUUAAGAUAUCAUGACACGAAUGUAAAAAUAUAAAAUGAAUUAAUGUCUGAUUAUAGUAAUUUGAAAGUAUGCAUUAAUAUACGCUUUGUAAAAUACAAAAUUUUUACAUAUUGAUUUUGCAACUACUCAUCACUACAUGCGAAAAUUCAGUUCAAUUUUAUAUCGGCAUAUUUCAAAAUUUAACAGAGAUUUGUCUCAUCAGAAUAAUUAUUCUUUACAAAAUAUUGUUUGUUUAUAAUCAAACUUUAAGGAAAUACUAUA